CGGCAGUUAACUGUUACCGCGGCAUUUUUCUUGAAAGGAAGGAGACGUGGGCUGCUUUGAUUGAGUGUAUGAUAAAAGUUGAGCUGCUGUUAUUGACCUUUCAGUUGUUAAAUUCUCCAUGAAAGCCUUUUAAUUUCUCUGAAUUAUGGAUAUUCUUGGCCAUAUAUUUAGGGAGUGAUUGAUAACCAAUUUGGGGCUGUUAUUGGACAAACAACGGAGGAAUAGAUGAUUCUCUGAUCAGCUUGGCCUUUGAAUUUGUGGCAAUGUUUCUUUACGAUAAGCCACCGCCUAUAUCCAUUCUAUUUUGAAAGAGUUGUUGAUAGCAAAAAAAAUUUUGAAGGUGUUACAGAACUGAGGGCUGCAAGUUGAAGAAAUGUGGCCCCUUAUUUAUUUGUCUGAUUUAGGGUUCUUGCUAGUUCUGUAAUUAAGUCGAAUACUGGGCCCCAACCAUAUUUCAUGCUCUGAGAUAUUUCCGUCUCGCUCUUUGGUAUUUAUUGGUGGCACAGGAAAGGAACAGGCAGAAGAAGAUGGGGUUAGCAUCACUUGUCAUCGACUCACUAUGCUCUCCAAUAAAUAUCACAAAACCUAUGCGCUGUCACGGCCGCUUCCUCUCAACCUUCACAUCUCCUCUUCUCAGCCCAUUUUCAAAAAAGUGCAAUCGGAAUCUUCAAAAAUCUGUUCAAGACUUUGCAGGCCAAAAAAUAGCAUGUAGCUUAAUGAAGAUUGAAAAUGAUCCAAAUGAUGAAGUAUGUGAAUUAGUCAACGGAGUGGAGGUUUCACUUGGGGAGUUGGAAGAUAGUAUCCAUGCUUAUCUCUUCAAGGCAGUCAAAAACAAUAAUGGAACUGGCAUAUUGCUUCUCUCAGAUAUUUUUGGCUCUGAGGAUUCUUUCACAAGAGAUUUUGCAUAUCGAAUUGCUUGCAAUGGCUUCAACAUCCUAGUUCCAGACUUAUUUCAUGGAAACCCAUGGUCAAAGGAUCGGCCGAGGGCUAUGUUCAAAGAGUGGAUUGCUGCACAAAGCCGUGAGAGAAUCCUCAAAGACAUAUGGAGGUGGACAAAAUGGAUGGUUGAUGAAUUCAUGGCUGCAGGAAUCUCAAAGAAACUUGGCAUUGUGGGAUUCUGCGUCGGAGGAGGCCGAGUGUUAGAGGUGCUAGCACAGGACACUGGUGCUUGUUUUGGCGCAGGAGUCUCCUUUUAUGGCACAACGAUGGAAUCCCUUGAUGUUUCUGAUAUAAAAGUUCCUGUUUUGUUUAUUUUAGGGGACAAUGACCCACUUUGUGCUGUGAGUGCUGUCCAGAAUAUUAACAAGAAAAUUGAUGGAGGCUCUAAAGUAGUGAUAUUCCAAGGUAGAGGUGAUGGAUUUGCCCACAGGCCUGGAUCUCCUGAAGAAGAUGCUGAUGCUGAGAAAGCCUUCAUGAUUAUGAGAGAGUGGUUGAAUGAUAAUUUGGUUGUGUAAAUGAAAUGAUUUAGAUUCUGUAAUAGCAUAUUCCCAACAUUAGUUUCUUAACAUGUACAAGGAUGCUUGAGAUUGUAGUUUUUCACCUACUGUUGUAAAUAGCGGUGUUUGAAGAGCUAAUUCCUGAAUUAGUAUAUUAUCACUUAA
Messenger RNA from Neltuma alba, 1601 nucleotides. RefSeq names its product carboxymethylenebutenolidase homolog. Lineage: Eukaryota; Viridiplantae; Streptophyta; Magnoliopsida; Fabales; Fabaceae. Gene Ontology annotation, molecular function: hydrolase activity. The record is from RefSeq and is a predicted model, not a curated record. Bases 528 to 1454 code for a protein of 308 amino acids. The transcript is spliced from 3 exons. Gene Ontology annotation, cellular component: chloroplast.